AUGUCUUGUCACAACAGUAUCACGGAAAAUGGUGAGCCCAGUAGGGUAAAUGUGGGAGAAGUCGUCGAAAAAUACCGGCCAAGACUCGAAGCCUUUUCCAACUUCUAUAAAGAGAUACAUCAGGACCCUGAAGUUUCGGGCCUGAAAUCUAGGACGGCGGAAAGGGUUGCAAAGCAUUUGGAGUCACUCAAACACCAGGUUCACCAGCAUAUUGGCGGUUAUGGAGUCGUUGGAGUCUUUCGAAACGGUCCUGGAAAGGUCAUACUGCUACGGGCUGAACUGGACGCUCUACCCAUUGAAGAGUUAACGGACUUGCCGUACAGUAGCAAGAAGCGCAUGGUGGACCGUUAUGGCAAUGGCCGGCCCGUCAUGCACGCAUGUGGUCAUGACAUGAAUAUGGCGGCGCUUCUCGGUGCGGCUGCCCUGUUGCGGGCUGCAGCCGCGGAAUGGAGUGGCACUCUUCUUAUUGUUUUUCAACCCGACGAGGAGGAGACGGGGGGAGCGCAGGCUAUGAUUGAUGAUGGACUAUACAACCUCAUUCCAGUGCCGGACCUCAUGCUGGCUCAACACGUGGUUCCCUCAGCGACAGGUUCCGUAUCUAUCCGCUCCGGCCCGGUGUUUAUAGCUGCAGACUCCAUACGUGUUCGAGUUGUUGGCGGUCCAUGCGAAGGGACUCUAAAUCCUCAGCAAUGUGUGGAUCCUAUCCCGAUCGCGAUGCGCGUUGUUCUUGGACUUGAAGACGCCGUGAGGGCUGAAAUCGGGCCAGACAAAGACGUCACGGUUGCUUGCUGGGGUUUUCAUGCCGGCGAACCAGGCAAUGACUAUGUUGCCUACGCUGACAUUCUCCUUGAUGUAAAGACGAUGGAAGCCAAGGUUAGACUACAAGUGCACGAAUUCAUCAAGCGCCGAUUUCGAGAGGCGUGUCACGAAGCUGGUAUGCCUCGGGAACCAAUAUUCGACAUCAAGGUUCGUGCUCCUCUUACGAGCAAUGACGUGUUAACAUCGGAUGCAGUUGGAAAGGUGUUUAAACAGAUGUUUGGAGACAACGCUCUGGAAAUGGAGCUCACACGUGCGUGCGAGGACUUCUCGACACUGGGAGGCGGUCAUAACGUGCCUUAUGCGUACUGGAACUUUGGGGGAAGUGGAAAUACGAUCGCAGGCGCUGUCGCUAUAAACCACUCCCCCUACUUUGCUCCCAUUAUAGAGUCGACUCUCCGCACUGGGAUAGAUGCUAUGGCACUGGCUGUACUGACGUUUUUGGCCAGGUAG
Messenger RNA from Metarhizium robertsii ARSEF 23, 1269 nucleotides. Its product is annotated as zinc metallopeptidase. Bases 1 to 1269 code for a protein of 422 amino acids. The record is from RefSeq and is a predicted model, not a curated record. The transcript has a single exon. Gene Ontology annotation, molecular function: hydrolase activity. NCBI's taxonomy places the organism in Eukaryota, Fungi, Ascomycota, Sordariomycetes, Hypocreales, Clavicipitaceae.